ACAAUUCGGACAGACAAAAGAGAGCGCGACGAGGUUUUGUCUUCGUCCUCACGAAAAAAGAACAUCAUCAGUUGGUUUAUAAAAACUCGGACAAGGCUUCUUAUGGUUCGGAAUCUCCAAUGGCGCUUCUCCUGAGACCGCCUCGUCACCUCAGCUUCCGGACCAUGGCUUCUCGCUUCCUCGCUCGCUCUCCUCUCCACUCUCAUGCUCCCGCGUCUCGCUCCUCCGUCUUCUUCAGACCCAGAAAUGGCUAUCCAUUGAGGAGAGUAAUCAUUCAAUUGUCGAGCCGUCAGGCAGGUUUUGUGAGGGCGUUCAUGUCGACCAGCGCUGUGACUGAAGGUUUUCAAGGGAGCGCAACCUCAAAAACUUAUGGGUCUGAGCAAAUUCAGGUAUUGGAGGGCUUAGACCCUGUUAGAAAGAGGCCAGGGAUGUAUAUUGGAAGCACCGGACCGCGUGGUUUGCAUCAUUUGGUCUAUGAAAUACUGGAUAACGCGGUUGAUGAAGCUCAGGCGGGAUUUGCUUCCAACAUAGAUGUUGUUUUAUAUGCAAAUGGCUCUGUGAGCAUCACUGAUGAUGGGCGUGGGAUUCCGAUAGACUUGCAUCCUGUGACCAAGAAAUCUGCAUUGGAGACUGUGCUAACGGUCCUACACGCAGGAGGUAAAUUUGGUGGUUCUAGUAGUGGCUAUAGUGUCUCAGGUGGUUUGCACGGAGUUGGCUUGUCAGUGGUUAAUGCGCUGUCUGAGGCAUUGGAAGUUACUGUUUGGCGUGACGGAAUGGAAUACGAACAGAAAUAUUCUCGUGGGAAACCUAUGACAACUUUAACGUGUCAUGUGCUUCCACUUGAAUCAAAGGAUCGUCAGGGGACACGCAUACAGUUUUGGCCAGACAAAGAAGUGUUUACGACAGAAAUUCAAUUUGAUUACAAUACUCUAGCUGGGCGAAUCAGGGAGCUGGCUUUUCUAAACCCUAAUCUCAGGAUUACUUUCAAAAAAGAAGAUGAUGAUCCGGAGAAGAUUCAGCACAAUGAGUACUUCUACGCAGGAGGAUUGGUUGAGUAUGUGAGCUGGCUAAACAAUGACAAGAAACCACUUCAUGAUGUCGUGGGUUUCAGGAAAGAAAUAGACGGAGUCACAGUUGACGUUGCUUUUCAGUGGUGUUCAGAUGCAUAUUCCGAUACAAUGCUUGGAUAUGCCAACAGUAUACGGACGGUUGAUGGUGGGACUCAUAUUGAUGGUUUAAAGGCUUCAUUAACACGAACACUCAAUAACCUUGGGAAGAAGUCAAAGGUUAUCAAGGACAAAGACAUCAAUUUGAGCGGUGAGCAUGUAAGGGAGGGUCUGACAUGUGUUAUCUCAGUCAAAGUUCCAAAUCCAGAGUUUGAAGGACAAACGAAGACAAGGUUAGGGAACCCAGAAGUACGCAAAUUGGUUGAUCAAUCUGUGCAAGAGUAUCUUACUGAAUACUUAGAGUUGCAUCCAGAUGUGCUUGAUUUGAUACUUUCCAAAUCGUUGAAUGCCCUCAAGGCAGCUUUGGCAGCCAAGAGAGCCCGAGAGUUGGUGAGACAAAAGAGUGUUCUGAGAUCUUCAUCUCUUCCUGGGAAGCUAGCAGAUUGCUCAACUACAAAUCCAGAAGAAUCUGAAAUUUUUAUAGUUGAAGGGGAUUCAGCUGGUGGAAGUGCAAAGCAGGGCCGGGAUAGACGCUUCCAGGCUAUCCUUCCUCUAAGGGGAAAGAUUUUGAAUAUUGAAAGAAAAGACGAGGCAGCAAUGUACAAGAAUGAGGAGAUACAAAAUCUGAUCCUUGCUCUUGGACUUGGAGUGAAGGGAGAGGACUUCAAUAAGGAUUCUUUACGGUAUCAUAAGAUCAUCAUUCUGACAGAUGCUGAUGUAGAUGGUGCUCACAUUAGAACGCUGUUAUUGACCUUUUUCUUCAGAUAUCAGAGAUCCCUUUUUGAUGAAGGUUGCAUCUAUGUUGGAGUCCCGCCAUUUUACAAGGUUGAGAGGGGGAAGCAAGUUUACUAUUGCUACGACGAUGCAGAACUUAAGAAGCUUCAGAAUUCCUUCCCUCCUAAUGCAUCCUACAACAUUCAGAGAUUUAAAGGUUUGGGAGAGAUGAUGCCUUUGCAGCUUUGGGAAACGACAAUGGAUCCUGAACGAAGGCUUCUGAAGCAGUUGGUGGUGGAGGAUGCUGCUGAAGCUAAUGUGGUCUUCUCCUCUCUCAUGGGUGCCCGGGUGGAUGUCCGUAAGGAACUUAUUCAGAAAUCUGCAGCUAUGGUCGAUGUUGAUCAGCUGGACAUUUAGAGCCUCAACGGUAGAUGGCAGAUUGCUUCAGUCCAAUACAUUGUACGAAGCUAACAAGCAAAUUUUAGGCUUCACCUUUUGCAUCUUGGCACAUUGGGGCAUCGAAUCUAUGAUCAUCAGCUUUCGACUAUAGCACUUCUUUGUUGUAUUCUAAGGAAGAGGGAUAGGGCUUUGCAUUCUUGUGUAAAUUCUUAAUUGUUCUAUACUAUAGGUACAUCGAAAAUGUGCUUUUUUGAGCGAGACAUCUUUUAAACUUUGGUGCACGUCAUGAUUUCUCCAA
Molecule: messenger RNA, 2577 nt
Organism: Syzygium oleosum
Lineage: Eukaryota; Viridiplantae; Streptophyta; Magnoliopsida; Myrtales; Myrtaceae
Product: DNA gyrase subunit B, chloroplastic/mitochondrial-like
Exons: 21
Coding region: 120-2297 (725 amino acids)
Biological process (GO): DNA topological change
Cellular component (GO): chromosome
Molecular function (GO): DNA binding; ATP binding; DNA topoisomerase type II (double strand cut, ATP-hydrolyzing) activity
Source: RefSeq, a predicted model, not a curated record